Molecule: messenger RNA, 2178 nt
Organism: Spodoptera litura
Lineage: Eukaryota; Metazoa; Arthropoda; Insecta; Lepidoptera; Noctuidae
Source: RefSeq, a predicted model, not a curated record
ACCCGACCGGCCGAUUUAUUAUGACACGAUUGCAAACAUACAGCUAAUUCAUGAUGAAUGGACAUUACUUAUGUACUAUAAUUUAUCAAAUUACUGGACAGGUGUACAACGAAUCACGACCUACCUCAAUGGACUGAAUGAGUUAUGCCAUAAAACUGACCCUAGAUAUUGCAAGACAACUCUAGAACAACUGAAUCAUGAAAUGGAGAUACUGGAAUAUUACAAUACUGUAUUAUUGGCCCCGCACAAACACUUGGGUGAUCGAAAGAAACGAGGACUAAUUGAUGGAAUAGGGUAUGUCGCUAACAGCCUUUUCGGUGUAUUAGACCAACGUUUUGCCGAUAAAUACCAGAAGGACAUACAAGCUAUUCAAAAUAACGAGAAUUAUCUACUAGAACUGUUGAAAAAUCAAACCUCAAUCGUUGAACUUCAGAACCAAGUAUUAAAAAAAAACGAACAAAAUAUACAGCGACAGUUUGCCUUAAUAGAUGUCUUUAUGAAUGAAACUGACUCCAGCUUAGCUAAGGUUGAAUCCGAAAUAGAAAUCAUGAUGGCUACAAGUUACUUCAACACGGCAUCUCUCACAGCAUACCUGCUCAUCACUAACUUAAACAGAAUUCAAGAAAUGUUAUUCAAAACAUUAACUGAUGUCUAUAAAGGUCAUAUAGAUGUCCAUUUGAUUACACCUACAAACCUGAUUGAACAAUUAUCGGAGAUCGCCAGCAAGCUCCCGAGUACCUCGUACUUGCCUGUUAAAAACAUCAGAGAAGAUUUAAAGGAUCUGUAUAAGCUGCUGUAUAUGAGAGCAAGAGUCACGAAUUACUAUUUUUUAUUUGAAGUGCAUGUGCCACUGAUAGCAGACGAAGACUUCACAUUAUACAAAGCCAUACCCUUACCUAUGAAAAUCAACACUGAAACUACUAUUGUACUAAUGUCUGCACAGUACAUAGCUGUUAACUUUAGGAAGAAUAGUUAUGUCUCGUUGAAUGAAGAUGACUUGAAACUUUGCUUCCCUCUUCAACUUGGCAAACUAAUAUGCAACAAAAAUCUGCCUAUUUUCAACUUAUACAACAACAACGCUCCAUGCGAAGCAAAACUAUUGAGUCACCAAACUACGUCACCUUGUGACGUACAAAGAACGUCAUGCAAGGAGGAGUGGAUCCCAUUACACACUGCGAAUGCUUGGUUAGCAAUUUGUUGUGGCACUUGUACGCUACGAACUGUAUGUGAAAAGGAUGUUACGUCACAUUCAAUGACGACCGGGAUAGUGAACCUAGCCGAAGGGUGUUCACUGCAAUCAAAGGAACUUACCAUACAUUCGCAUAACCAAUAUAAUAGCCACAUGAAGAUGGAUUUUAAAAUUAAUGUUCCAACGCUAAACUCGAUGAUAAACAACAUAAUAAACAAAACAUAUCAUAACCGCUCCCGUGUGGUAUUUAAUAUGGAUGAAGACUUAGACAAAAUUGACAAGCAAAUAGCCACUCUUCAGAAACGAGAAGAGCAGCUCCCCACUACUGUUACCAAUCAUGACAUCCAUCAGUAUGCCAUCUCUUACACGAUAGUUGGCAUCAUGAUAAUUGGAACUUUGUGGUGGGUUGUAAAGCGAUUCGGCCCAACCUGUGGCAUAAGACAAACCGAGAACAGGCCAGCCACGAACCACGUCCAGUUCGAAGGCAUAGAGUUAAAACCGAUACCAAGAAGACCUCAAGAAGAACCAACGUCAUCAAGGAGUCAAUCGGAGCAGCGCACCGAGCAUCCACGACGGGGACCUGAAGCCAAUGACAACUUAGCGUUCAACUUUGAUUGAUACGAUAUCAAUUUUAUAAUCUUUGUAACAGUGUUUCUUUGCUCGACAGUAUCUACUUAUUUUAAUUAUUUCUAGUUUAUUUUGGGUUUGCCAACAUGUACGGUUUCAUAACCGUACAUAGCACGUAUAGUCGACGCAGCAAUAUUGAAUGCGCGUCACCCAAUGCAUAGCAUAUAUAAUUUAGCGUAUUACAUUAAUCGUAGUAGUAGUACUUUAUCUACCAACCAACGUCAAGCAAAGAAAUACGACAACGUUAUUUGUAACUAUUACCAAACUUAAUAUACGCAACUAGCAACUAGAACUUGUGAUCUUUUCUGUGAGCUACUACACCUUCUACAACCACAAACUACAGUGUAAGGAUCUAACUGGAC